Molecule: messenger RNA, 2791 nt
Organism: Pangasianodon hypophthalmus (striped catfish)
Lineage: Eukaryota; Metazoa; Chordata; Actinopteri; Siluriformes; Pangasiidae
Gene: rgs18
Product: regulator of G protein signaling 18
Exons: 5
Coding region: 156-875 (239 amino acids)
Source: RefSeq, a predicted model, not a curated record
UCCCAUUGAACAGGAAGUGUUAACGACAGGUAUGGGAAAUGACCUGCCAGAUACCAAUCCGUGCUUUGAGGAUUUGCGGUUAAAUAAGAUUGAUGUCCUGCUGUCUAGCUUCAUGAGUGAGAGAGACAGAGAGGGAGAGUGAGACGGGGAAAAGCAUGGAGACCUUUGUCUUUCUGUUUCCUCAAUUCGACUUCUCUGCCCCCAAGGAGGAAGUGUAUUUCAAAAUGCUCGGCGAGACCGUGUGGCGUGCUACCAGAAUGAAAGACAGCCACUCAAGAAAUAAGGACAAGGACAAAGAUAAGGACAAGGACAAAAAGUAUAGACUCAGUCUUCUGAUGACCAGGUCUGGAUCGCAUGAAAAUGUGAGCCCAGAGAAAAAGGCGCCAAGUAAAACCAUUCACAUUCCACCUGAGGUCGCUUUGAGAUGGAGCGAUUCCUUUGAAGAUCUGCUGGCACAUCCAGAUGGAGUGGAGACCUUCACGCAGUUCCUGCGCUCCGAGUUCAGCGAGGAGAACAUCGAGUUCUGGUUAGCGUGUGAGGAUUACAAGAGCACAGCGUCCCCUGCCAAUCUGCAAUCCAAAGCCAAGCAAAUGUAUGCAGUAUUUAUUGACGCCGCGGCGCCCAAAGAGAUUAACAUCGACCAUUCAACCAAGCUGGACAUACAGAAGAACAUCGCACAACCGACGCAGUCAUGUUUCGAUUCAGCGCAGAGCAAAAUCUACGCCUUGAUGAAGAAGGACUGCUACCCACGCUUCCUCACCUCAGACAUCUACCUGAGCCUGACCAAGAGGAAAGCGCCUCCUGCCAUGACCAGGAGAAGGUCUCGAUCUUUUGUCUUCAGUGACCGCGAAGAUAACGCAGCAGCCUGGUUGUAGCUCCUCAAUGACAGUUAGUAUAAUAGUUUCUACAGUCGUAGCUGUGCAUCUUUCACACUCAGUGCCUUGCUAGAUGUGCGUUGGACAGUAUUUUUUUCCCUGGGUCAGCAAAAGAGUUGAGCUUAGAUUCCAAUUUCAACGAUCGCAGAUUGGAUCAAAUGAUAUCACCGUCAACAUGGCUUCAUUUCAGUGUAUUCGCUUAGCAUAAAAUAUUGGUUUUAUAUGCCAGUAAAGUUAGAUAGUGGGCAGGCAGCUACGUACAGGACUGUGUUAACGUUACCGAGCUAAAUAUUGAACUUGGACAACGUCAACAUUAUGUUUCUAGCAGUAGCUUAUAUUGUGUAGCUAUCCAAGUUCACUAGCGAGCUAAAUUAAUUGUUUUAAGGUCAGAUGGUGUUUUUCCGUAACGGCAAUUCUGACAGUAGUGCCGGCUGCUAGGCAAAUCCCAGGCUUAUAUUAAUGCGCUUGUUCUAAUGCGUUAUCGUUUCCAUAGUAACAGCGCAUUCGCAGGGACUUCUAUCAACGAUGAUUUGCAUAAUCUAAGGCUAAAAUAAAUGGAUUAAAAAUGUUAACAAAUGUUAAAGUUAUCGAUUGAUAUCGGAAGGUUUUCUGUAAGGAUUUCAUUUGUGGAAGGAGUCUCCAGUGCCAGAGCUUUGUAACAGUCAUGGGAAAGUCUUUAGGAUGGAGGAGUUUGCAGUUUCUUAGUAACAUGACAAGCUGCUUUUUUUUGUGUGUGUGUGUGCAUGUGUGUGUGUGCAGGUGUGUGUUAUUAAUUUUAAGAGAGAGGUGAGAGAACGUCUGUUUAUAGCUGCUACAACGUGCGUGAUAACUUGUUUCGCAACAUUAAUGUAACUAUAUAAUUCGGGACGUGAUGGUGUAGGAAAAUAAUCAGCUUCUAGGUAACAGUAACUCAACAGUAACACGUCAAGCUACGUGACAACACCCUGUCGUUGAUUAUUCUCCUAUAACUGCACACCCAGAGUGUUUUAUUCUUUACUUACAGCAGAAUUUAAACCAGGAGCCAAAGUCACACGCACAUCACAGAUAAAGUAUUGUAGCCACUGAUUACGUUUAACUUAAGCUCCGCCCCUUGUUGUCCCAAGAAUUCCUGUCACUAUGGAAAAUCAGGGUGUUCACGAUGAUUCAUACAUAUCAGUAUUGAAGUUGUUUUUUUUUUUUUUUUUUUAAAUAAAAUAUCUGUUUACACAAGUGCAAGUAUUAAACUCUGACCCAGAAAUUUAGCUUCUUGCUAUGAGAAGCUAUGAGAAGAUUUUAUCAAAACAAUGCAGAAAUAUUAAGGACUAAACUAUCUCACAUUUCCUUCCUGUCUAUACUAUUGUAUUAUUCAACACCUAAUAUACAUAUUAGCAUUGUUUUUGUUGUUUUUAUUUUACAUUAGGACUUAUUUACAUUCAAGUACUAAUCCAAGCCAUGAAUUAUUUAUUGACUAAAACUUUUCCCUUUGCCGAGAGUUUCAUGUUAAUCUAUUUCUAUCUACAUGAUUACGAUCUUAGCUUUAAUUUGUAAAUUGUAUAUACAACCUGUGUGAUAAAUCAUUGUAUAAUAAAAGCGUUUCUCAAUAAACGAUUCAUGAUCUUGAUGGAGCUCCGCUUCAUGACGGGGCGCACAUUGCGCCACACCAUUGUUGAUUAUUUCCUAUAACAGCAUGCCCCUAUGUGUUUUAUUUCUUUUAUAUUUAUUGGCGUAAAUUCUACGGUUUCGGGUGGGACGAUUGUUAUUAAAAUAAACAUUUCAUCUCUGACUGAAAUUAUCCAUGAACAAAGUCUGUUUCAAAAUGAACUGAUUUCAGGAAUUGUAAAGAAAUGAGAAAGAGAAAGAAUGAGAAAUAACAAUAUUGUCCUUUCCUUACAAGCACUGUAAUUAAUGGAUUGAUAAAGACUUUUAACAUGAAAAGC